Molecule: messenger RNA, 1912 nt
Organism: Labeo rohita (rohu)
Lineage: Eukaryota; Metazoa; Chordata; Actinopteri; Cypriniformes; Cyprinidae
Gene: mul2
Product: mitochondrial E3 ubiquitin protein ligase 1a
Exons: 5
Coding region: 96-1139 (347 amino acids)
Biological process (GO): protein ubiquitination; organelle organization
Molecular function (GO): ubiquitin-protein transferase activity
Source: RefSeq, a predicted model, not a curated record
CGUGAACUAAACAACAUCGCAAUUUCCGGUAAUGAAUUCAGGAGGAUCGUGAGUGUUAAAGAAGUCUAGAGAAGAGGAAGAGGGAGAGGUGGAAGAUGGAGGAUUUCCCCAUCCGGACAAUGGAGAUGGUGUGCUUGGGUUCAAGUGUGGCUCUCUCUGGUCUGUUUUAUUACAUAUACAAAAAGAAACGCAAAACUGUGGAAAAGCUUAAUGAAGCUCCAGUUUUGCCGCUGGAUGAAAAGUUAGCAGAUCUUUUGAAUGCCACACCAUGGAAAUGUCUGCAGUAUGUGGUCAUCGAAGGUACAGUGCAGCCCAUAGGGGAACCAUUAAGGAGUCAGUUUCAGGAAGGCAGCGUUGGUGUCAUCCAGAAACUGGUCCUCCGAGAACACAAACUUGUGUGGAACAGUUUAGCACGGACCUGGACAGACAGCGAGCGUUUGCUUCACCAGCGUGUGAACGCUGUGCCCUUUAACCUGCUGGGUGUGAACAAGGCGUUUGUGCGUGUGCUUUGUCCCCUGGAGGCCACGGGUCCCAAUAUGGAAAUCGUCCAUGAGAAGUUCCACCAGGCCAGUUAUGGCUUCACGGACCUGAUCGGUCAGUACCUGAGUGGGGAAAAACCCAAAGGUCAACUUGAAACAGAGGAGAUGCUGAAAGUGGGUGCAUCUUUGACCGCAGUGGGCGAGCUCAUCCUAGACACGGACCGCCUUCCAAAAAUCCGCCCACCCACCAACGGCUCUGAGUAUUUCCUGAGCACGGACGACUUUGAGACCCUGCGGCUGGAGCAGGAAGGCCAGGCGGAGGUGUGGAGGGUGCUGGCGUGUGUUUGCGCAUUGGCGGGUGUGGCCGUGCUGAUGUGGGCAGGUCGCAGGUACUACCGGCAACUGAAGCUGCGGUGGGAGCAGGAGAACAUGAGGAGGGAGUUUGAACAGAUGGGGGCGGGAGAACGAGGAGAGGAUGAGAAUGGCGUAGACGUAGCGGAGAAUGCUUGCGUGAUUUGCCUGAGCAACCCACGAGGAUGUGUGCUGCUGGACUGCGGACAUGUGUGCUGCUGUUUCCGCUGCUAUCAGGCCUUGCCGCAACCAAACUGUCCCAUCUGUAGACAAAUUAUUAAACGCGUUGUGCCUUUGUAUCAGGCCUGAGAGAAUGUGAAGAUGUUUGGUUCAUCUCAAAAAAGGCUUUCAGCAAGUACUAAACAUGAUUUACUUGUCAAAAGAGCCUUAAACUUUAAAACAGUGUUAUACUGUGAACAGGACACCUGCAAUAGAAGCAACCGCACAGAUUCCUGAUACACACUUUAGUUUCAUUAUUUUAAUUUUAACAUAUUACUACAAAAGCUUAUUUCCACCACAGUGUGACAAUUAUGACUUUUCAUGCCACAAAUAUGUCUCAAAAUAUAAACUCAGAAUUGUGAGAUAUAACCUUGCACAUAAUUAAAACAAAAAUAUUUACGCCUUUUUUUCCCCUUAUAAUGCUGACCAGGGUCAGAAAUGAACUUUUCCAUUAAGGGGUUUUUAUUGGCCCCCCUGGAAUUUAAUUUUCACAUUUGUGAGGGCAAUUUUUAUAGUCACCUUAUUAUAAUGUUAAAAACCAUAUGUUGUCUUUAAUGUCAGAUACUUAAAUUCACCCAAUUACUUAAAUCAAUAUUUUAAACUGUCAAUAACAAUAUACUAAAAAAUUGUAUCUAAAUUAUACAUGUAAAAAACAGGGGCUCAUAGAGAUUAUUAUGACAAAAAUCUUUAUUUUAGAUUAUUGCUCUUUAUAUUGUAGUUAUGAUUAUUCGUAUUGAUAUAGAAAACAACGUCACAUUCUGGCUUCAUAGACAAACAUCCAGACAUUAGCCAAGUCUAGCACAAAUUAUACAAAAACUCCCUUUAUAAUCACUGAAGCUAGACAUGAAUCUUUAUUUUGUUGU